CCAACCGAGGGUUUAAGCAGGAAGCUGGUGCCCUUCACUCUCGUUCUCCGACGAUGACCGAGACUCUGAGGCUCCGCGUGGAAUUCACGGACCUCCACAUUCUAAGAAAUUCGCAGAUAACCGACGGACUCCGGCGGAGCUGGAUUCUCCUCAAACCUCAACACCGCACUAUCUCGGACCUCGCCGCCUAUCUCCUCCACGUUUUCAACCUCCACGAUUCCUGCCCCGAUGGCCUCCUCAUCUCCAUGGAUGAGUUUGUGUUGCCGCCGUUUGAGUCCACCUGCAUUUUCAAGGAUAAAGAUAUUGUCAGUGUGAGAAGGAAAGGUGUCUCGGAGAUUGCGAUGAUUGAGGAUGGAGGGAACUGUGUUGAGGUGGAAGAAUUCAUCGAGAGGCGACUUGUGAAUGGAGGAAUGAAGCUUCUGGCUGGUGAGGAGUUUGAAAAGGAGAAGGGAGGGUAUGAAAGUGACCUAGAGGAGGAUGAACUUGACGAGCUGGAAGAUACAUUGCCUGUUAAAAGUGCGCCUGGCAACGGUACUAGCACACAUUCCAAGAAAAGGAAGCGAUCAGAGAAACCGGGGAGCUCCAAGAAGAAGAGAAGUAAAUUGGCUACUACUGGAGCAUGCUCAACUGUACAAGAAGGUAUUCAAGGAAAUGUCCAAGAAUACAAGAAAAGCGCUCAGAAGUGUCGUGCCAAGAAGAUUCUUUUGAAGAAGGAAAAGAUAACUACCAUAGAGGGUGAAUUGGAUGAUUCAAGUGCCUCUGACACUGAUGAAAGGACCAACAACAUAAGUCAUUCUACACACAGUGCAAACAGGAGCAGUCAGCUCCAAGAGAAUGGCAUGAAUGGUGUUGUUUCAUCUGAGAAGCCUGAUGAAAGUAAUAAGUUUCCUAGUAGAAGUGCUCGACGUAAAAAGGCUAGACGAAAGUGGUUAAGGGAAAACAUGAAAGCUCAAAAGGAAGAGUCACAUCAAACACAGGUAGACAACCAAGUUAAUCAGAAAUCAUCUAACAAUGAUUAUCGACAAUCAUCUGACAAAGCCAAUCAGCCGUUAUCUGUCAAUGAUAAUCAGAAAAGUUCUGGAGAAGAUGGAUCAGAAACAGAUAAUGAUGAAGAUGACAAUGUUGUUCCGGUAGUAACUAGGCCAGGACACAUUCGCUUUGCACCCCUCAGGAAAGUCAAUGCGGAUCAGAGUUUCCAGCAGAAUGAAAUUCCAGUGUCCUUAAAUUCCUGCCUUUUUCAGUGGAACGGAAUAACCAGCAAGAAGAAGGGCCAAAAAUGGGGUAUGGAAAAAACAUCGUAUUCAAAAAAGAGUAACUACGAAGAUGUGUACCAAGAGUCUUCUGUAAUGGUUGGUAUUGAAGAAGAAAUUCCUGAGACUGAUCCCUUAGACUUUGAUAAGCUUGAGCUCUCUACCACUGUACCGAAGGAAGGUGAUCAAAUUGCAUAUCGGUUGAUUGAGUUAUCAUCAUGCUGGACCCCUGAAAUAUCUUCCUAUCGAGUUGGAAAAGUGUCACGGUACAACCCUCAAUCGAAUAAGAUUGUGCUAGUCCAGGUUCCUGAAUAUCCCAUUGUUUUUGAGGAAAUGACAGAUGAGACAUCUGAGGUUCAACCAGAUACAUCUCUUUAUGGGGAAGAUGGUUCUUUAGAGAUAGAUUAUUCUUCUCUUAUUGAUGUCCGCAUUGUCAAGUAUGGGAAGCUGAACACAGCCAAAGCAGCCGCUGGAGAUCAAAAUGCUGCAUCAGAUUUUAGGCUCAAGAACGGCACAGAAACUAAGGCUGCAUCAGACUUCAGGCUCAAGAAUGACAAAGAAACUCAGGCUGCUGCAUCAGGCUUCAGGCUUAAGAAUGACAAGGGAAGUCAGGCUGCUACAUCAGGCUUCAGGCUUAAGAAUGACAAGGGAAGUCAGGCUGCUGCAUCAGGUUUCGGUAAUGACAAGGAAAAGAGUGCUAGUACGCAAGAAAAUGGAAAAGUGAAUACAUGGGAUGAAAUCAGCCAGGCAUUGAAUGCGAAGAAGGCAGAGCUUUCUCAGGAAAAUGGUUCAUGGAAAAUUAGGCCCUGGAGGGGUAGUGCAUUGGGUCCAACCAUGGCUCUUUUAAGAGCACAAAGUGAGCUAUGAGAAAGAUAUAUAUAUAUAUAUAUAUAUAUAUAUAAGAUUUUUCUCAGGUGAGGAUUUCUAUUUUUGCACAAUUUUUCGAUCAAAUUUC
This is a messenger RNA of Argentina anserina (silverweed cinquefoil), 2205 nucleotides long. RefSeq names its product coilin. Gene Ontology annotation, cellular component: Cajal body. Lineage: Eukaryota; Viridiplantae; Streptophyta; Magnoliopsida; Rosales; Rosaceae. The coding region runs from base 54 to 2117 and encodes 687 amino acids. The transcript has 13 exons. Gene Ontology annotation, molecular function: U1 snRNA binding; U2 snRNA binding. Gene Ontology annotation, biological process: spliceosomal snRNP assembly. The record is from RefSeq and is a predicted model, not a curated record.